Messenger RNA from Paramecium octaurelia, 2438 nucleotides. The record is from the annotation of a GenBank genome assembly. Lineage: Eukaryota; Ciliophora; Oligohymenophorea; Peniculida; Parameciidae.
AAAAAUUAAUGAAUGCAUAAUUGCUUCACUAUAAAUUGGAAUAGUUGGAAGUCAAGGGUAGUUCAAAAUUCGAAGUCGUUUUUGCUGCUCCUGAUACCCAAUAAGAAUAAUAUUCAAGAUAUACUUUGAGGGCAUGGUGGAUUGUAUUAUAGGCGCAUCGAGAUAAACCAUAUGCAACUAGAAUAGAUUUGUAUGAAAGGGCUUUUAAAUACAUUCCAAAUUGUUAUAAAUUAUGGUUCAAUUAUUUGAAGGAAUAACUAGAAGAUUUGGGAGGUAGAAGCACAUUCUUAUCAAAUAAAUUUGAGGAAAUGAUGACCUAUUUUGAAAAAGCACUAGUGUAUAUGCACAAAAUGCCUAAUAUCUGGUUGAUGUAUGCUGAAUAUAGUGCAUCAUUGUAGAAAUAUACACACACUAGAAAUGUGUAUGAUAGAGCCCUUUAAUCAUUACCAGUCACUCAACAUCAUAGAAUUUGGAAAGCUUAUUGUUAAUGGGUAUGAAUUAUAAUUAAAUUUUCAGAUAUCGAAAACAGAUUCAAUAACAACUGCAAUUUCUAUAUAUAAUAGGUACAUUAAGAUAAAUCCAGAUUAUAAAGAAGAAUAUUUAGAUUACUUAGUAUCAAAGCAAUUAUGGGGAAAGGCAUGCUCAAUUUUAGUAGACAUCUUAAAUGAUGAUCAAUUUAAUUCUGCAAGUGGAAAAACCAAAUAUGACUUUAUGAAAUAUUUAUGUGAAAUAAUAGCUAGACAUCCUAAUGAUUUACCAAUAGAUGCAGCAUCAAUAAUGAAAUUUGGAAUUAAGAAAUAUUCAGAUGAGAUUGGUUAAUUAUGGAUAAAAUUAGCUGAUUAUUACAUAAAAACAGGUUAAUUUGAAUAAGCCAGAGAUACAUUUGAAGAUGCAGUUAAUAAUGUGUUAACAGUAAAAGAUUUUAGUUUGGUGUUUAAUGCAUAUGUCAAAUAUGAAGAAACAAUUAUCUAAAUGCUGGAAGAUUUUGAUGAGAAUGAUGAAAAUCAAGAUGACAUUGAUGAUACAAUUUUAUCGACUAAAUUGGAUUAAUUACUAAAAAUAAAGUCAUCACAAGAUGAUGAGGUGUAAAUAGAAGAUGAGUUAUUAUUAAAAAUGGACAGAUUGGAUGAACUUUUGGAGAGAAGACCCAUACUAUUAAAUUCAUGUAUAUUGAGAUAAAACAAAUAUAACGUUGAGGAAUGGCUAAAAAGAAUUGAAUUGGUCAAAGGAGAUGAAAGAAUGGCUUUGAAAACCUUCACUGAAGCACUUGAAAUUGUGGAGCCUAAUCUAGCAGAUAAUGGAAAGUUGAGUGAUAUUUGGAUAGCUUAUGCUAAAUAUUAUAGAGAUAAGGGUGAUUGGAAAACUUGCAAUUAAAUCUUUCAUAAGGGAUCAAAAAUAGAAUUCAAAAACAUUGAAGAACAUGUCAAUCUAUGGUCAUUAUGGGUUGAAACAUUACUUUUAGAUGGAUUUGUUAAUGAUUCUCUUACUGUAAUUAAGUAAGGGUUAUUUAAAAAGUAUGUCAAGAAAUUAGAUAAAAUGACUCCAUCAGAAAUGGUUCCUUACUCUUUACAAUUAUGGUAACUCUAUCUAGAUUUAGAGAGAAACUUUGGAAAUUUUAAAUCCUUACGUGCAGCUUAUAAACGCAUGGUUGAAUUAAAAGUUGUGACUCCGUUUAUUAUCAUUAAUUAUGCUCAACUUUUGGAAGAUAAUGCAUUCUAUGAGGAAUCUUUUAAGGUUUUUGAGGCUGGAGUCUAAUUAUUCGAUUGGCCAGCUUUGUAUGAUUUAUGGAUUGUUUACAUUACUAAAUUUAUUUAAAGGUAUAGGGGUCAAAAAAUAGAAAGAACUAGAAACCUCUUUGAAACUGUAAUCGAAUAAGUGCCAAAAGAUGUAAUAUUUAUUAUGAUAAUAGAAAAAUCGAAUAUUUUAUUUAAUGUAUGGAGAAUUCGAGGAACAAUUUGGAUUAUUAAAUCAUGCUAUUGAAAUCUAUGAUAGAAUGGUAUUUAAUGUUGAAUACCAGGAUAAAAUGGAAGCGUAAGUUAUAUCAUUUAUUUAGUUAUAAUAUUUAUAUAGCCAAAGUAGCACUAUAUUUGGGUAUAACGAAAACCAGACCAGUAUUUGAGAGCGCAAUUGAAAAUUUAUAAGAAGCAGAAUUAAUUCAAAUGGGAUUAAGAUUAGCUUAAUUGGAGAGAAAAUUUGGAGAAAUAGAUAGAGCAAGGGCAGUCUAUAUACAUAUUUCUUAAUUCAGUGAUCCAAGAUUUGAUGAUUUUGGGUUAUGGAAAACUUGGGAGAAUUUUGAAUUGCAUCAUGGAAAUGAAGAUACUUAUAAAGAAUUCAGAAGAAUUUCUAAAAGUGUAGUGGCCAAAUUCAGUUUAAUGCCUCCAGAUCCAAAAAAGAUUAAAGAGAGAGUAGAGAAGGGAUAAUUAGGGUAAGUAUGAAAG